AUGGGCCCCAAAACAAUGGGCCCCAAUCGGAGGCUACUGUUCUUUUCUCUCAUGCUCGCUAUCCUAAUUAGCUUGCCUGGCCUUAGUCGAGCCACUGGAUGUGCCGAUUGGCAAAAUGCAAGCGAAUGCCCAAAUCAGUACAACAGCAACAACAACAACAAAAAUAACAACAAUGGCACCUACUUGGCAACUGUAUCAGCAUCAUAUGAUUAUGGCAAUAGCAACAGCCAACUGAACGUUUCAAUUAAUCUGCUCGACAUGGAUUUCGAUCGUGAUGUGGAGGGCUGGCCACUGGAACGCGUCGUAUCCACCAUUGUGCCCGUAUUUUUUGGCAUCAUUGGCUUCGCUGGCCUGCUCGGCAAUGCGCUUGUCAUAUUGGUCGUCGUUGUGAACCAGCAGAUGCGGUCGACAACAAACCUAUUGAUUAUAAACCUGGCCGUCUCGGACAUACUCUUCGUCAUAUUUUGUGUGCCAUUCACGGCCACGGACUACGUGUUGCCCGAAUGGCCGUUUGGCAAUUUGUGGUGCAAGUUUGUCCAAUACAUGAUUGUGGUCACAUGCCAUUGCAGCGUUUACACCUUGGUGCUGAUGUCCUUCGACCGCUUUCUGGCCGUUGUCCAUCCUGUGACCAGCAUGUCGUUGCGUACGGAACGAAACGCCACACUUGCCAUCAUGUGCGCCUGGAUAUUGAUUGUGACUACGGCUAUACCCGUCGCUCUGGCCCAUUCGGUACGCAUCUAUCAGUAUCAUGGACGAGCUGGCACCGCCUGCGUCUUCUCCACCGAGGAGGAGGUCUGGAGUCUGGUGGGCUUUCAGGUAUCGUUCUUCUUGUCAUCGUACGUGGCUCCAUUGACGCUGAUUUGUUUUCUGUAUAUGGGAAUGCUGGCGCGUUUGUGGAAAAGUGCGCCCGGUUGCAAGCCAUCGGCCGAGUCACGCAAAGGCAAGCGACGCGUCACACGAAUGGUUGUUGUUGUUGUACUGGCUUUUGCAAUCUGCUGGCUACCGAUACAUGUCAUACUCGUAUUAAAGGCACUCAACCUGUACAGCGCCACACACUUGACCGUCAUUAUUCAGAUUAUAUCGCAUGUGCUGGCCUAUACGAACUCCUGCAUUAAUCCCAUACUCUAUGCAUUUCUCUCGGACAACUUUCGCAAAGCGUUUCGCAAGGUCGUCUGGUGUGGCAGCCCACCCCCGAUAGUGACCAAUCAGCAGAUGACAAAGACAACACGUACAGCAACUGGCAAUGGCACAUCCAACAUCGACAUGCUAUAAACAGCCGAUAUCUGUCAGUCCGUUUGUCUAUCUGUCUGUCUGUCUAUAUAUCUGUCUAUCUAUGUCUAUUUGUAUGU
Molecule: messenger RNA, 1349 nt
Organism: Scaptodrosophila lebanonensis
Lineage: Eukaryota; Metazoa; Arthropoda; Insecta; Diptera; Drosophilidae
Gene: AstA-R1
Product: allatostatin-A receptor
Exons: 8
Coding region: 1-1272 (423 amino acids)
Biological process (GO): G protein-coupled receptor signaling pathway
Cellular component (GO): membrane
Molecular function (GO): G protein-coupled receptor activity
Source: RefSeq, a predicted model, not a curated record